UGAACCUUCUAAACCCGUAGGGACGAGAAGCCGAACGAUUCAGUGCCGCGGAUCUAGUCCAUAACUGAGGGAGGAGUUCAUUCACAGCGCCGUAACCAACUGGACAGCGAAACGAGCGAUGAUCGGCGGGACUUCGCACCCAGACCGUCUGUCCUAAAAAACUGCUGGAAGUAAUUAGAGGGCACGAAACAAGGAUGGAGCACAUCAAAUUUGCAGACUUGGGUGUCGCGGAAAGGAGUGAGAACGUAGACCACACUGCGGGGUCUGCAGCAGCGGCGAGGAGUACAAGCAGAACCAGGACUGAAGUAUACAAAACUCGAGAAGAAAAAGACAGAGAAAAAGCUGAUUCCGAGGACGGAAUGGACUCAGUGGACCCGUCUCAAAAACCCCCUUAUUCAUAUGUAGCGCUUAUCGCAAUGGCCAUCAUGGGAAGCCGCGAGAAGAAGUUGACGCUAAAUGGAAUUUAUGAGUUUAUCAUCCACAAAUUCCCGUAUUACGAAAAGAACAAAAAAGGCUGGCAGAACAGCAUCCGACACAACUUGAGUCUCAACGAGUGCUUUGUCAAAGUGCCCCGGGAGGGCGGCGGCGAGAGGAAAGGAAAUUUCUGGACCUUGGAUUCUGCUUUUGAGGACAUGUUUGACAAAGGGAAUUACAAACGUCGGAGACGGGUCAAACGACCUAACAGACCUCCCCCGGUCCAGUACUUGUCGGGGAAGCCUUGCGUCAGUUAUCCGGAGAGCCGCUGUUUUUACCACAGUCCGCAGUAUCUCCAGAGGCCGUUGGUCAACGCUUCGUGGUCGCCGCCUCCGAGCGCUCCUCUGGACGCCGUGGCGUCCGUGACGUACCAGCAGCCGCAGCACACGGAGGGGAGCUGCAGCUCUGUGUCCGUAAACGGAUUCGCGAGCCCCCCUGUGAACUUUUGUCACGACCAGCACCUGCCGCCCACCUACAGCCGACACCACCGACCCCCAAGCGCUCUGCUCCUGCAAGGCGGGGGGCCUUUCUCCGGCAUGCCUCAGGCGGUCAGACCGGGCCGCGGCUCCCCUGGUGGGAACGUGUACCACCGGUGAACCUAAAG
This is a messenger RNA of Scleropages formosus (Asian bonytongue), 1078 nucleotides long. RefSeq names its product forkhead box protein L2-like. The transcript has a single exon. The record is from RefSeq and is a predicted model, not a curated record. The coding region runs from base 195 to 1070 and encodes 291 amino acids. Gene Ontology annotation, molecular function: DNA-binding transcription factor activity, RNA polymerase II-specific; RNA polymerase II cis-regulatory region sequence-specific DNA binding. Gene Ontology annotation, biological process: anatomical structure morphogenesis; cell differentiation; regulation of transcription by RNA polymerase II. Lineage: Eukaryota; Metazoa; Chordata; Actinopteri; Osteoglossiformes; Osteoglossidae.